Molecule: messenger RNA, 1281 nt
Organism: Musa acuminata AAA Group (dessert banana)
Lineage: Eukaryota; Viridiplantae; Streptophyta; Magnoliopsida; Zingiberales; Musaceae
Exons: 1
Coding region: 1-1281 (426 amino acids)
Source: RefSeq, a predicted model, not a curated record
AUGGGCGGCUCAGCAUCCGGUGGGGUCAGUAUGUCCGGAAGGAAGGCAUACGCACGUUCCGCUAGGGCCGAUGCUCCUCGACGCGACCCCGAGGUCGCGUUCCCUCCCGAGGGCGCUGAGCGACCAGAGCAUGAUGAUGCGCUCAUGAUAAUGGCUCGAAUCGCCAACGCCCAGGUGAGGAGAAUCAUGAUCGACACGGGGAGCUCAGCCGAUGUGCUCUACCUUGAUGCUUUCCAGAAACUUGGGUUAGCCAAAGUGCCCUUGGAGCCUAUCUGCUCGGCGCUCACAGGGUUCACCGGCGACUCGAUCUCACCGUUGGGAGCCGUCACCUUGCCCUUGACUCUGGGAGCUCCCAGAACAAAGACGGUGAUGUCCACCUUCUUAGUGGUUGAUCUCCCUACGGCAUGCAAUGCCAUCCUCGGUCGCCCCACCCUCAACAAGAUUAGAGCCGUAGUCUCCACCUACCACCAGACGGUGAAGUUCCCGACCCAUGCAGGGACAGGGGAGGUCUGGGGGAGCCCUCGUGAGUCCAUACAAUGCUACCUGACGACGGUUUCACUACACAAAAGGGCAAAGAUUGACCGAUCCCUAGAGGACCCAAGGGAGACGAAGCAGCCGACCCCACAUCCUGAGCCGACGGCGCCCACUUGUGACAUACCAUUGAUGAAAGAUCGGCCGGACCGGACGAUCAAAGUCGGAUCGGAACACCCCGAGCAAGAGCGGGAGCAGCUUGUCGGCUUCUUGCAGGAGAACGCCGACGUCUUCGCUUGGUCGCCAUCUGACAUGACGGGCAUCAACCCAAAGACUGCCCAACAUCACCUAAACAUAUCACCCGAUGCCCGGCUAGUGAAGCAAAAACCACGAUGCCAAGCUCUAGACAGACAACAUGCCGUCCGCGAAGAGGUGGAGGGACUCUUGGCAGUUGGCUUCAUAGAGGAAGCCAAGUACCCGCGAUGGCUAUCUAAUGUAGUUCUGGUGAAGAAAUCUAAUGGGAGCUGGAGGAUGUGUGUUGACUACACCAGUCUUAAUCGUGUUUGCAUAAAGGACUGCUAUCCCCUCCCGAGGAUCGACCAGCUAGUCGACGUAACUGCCAAGCAUGCCCGCCUUUCGUUCAUGGAUGCCUUCUCCGGCUACAACCAAAUCAAAAUGGCGCCCGAGGACCAAGAGCACACGACCUUCCUCACUGAUCUAGGAGUGUAUUUCUACAAAGUAAUGUCGUUCGAGCUGAAGAAUGCAGGUGCUACCUAUCAGAGAGCCGUGAACAGGAUGUUUGCCCAAUAA